CCACCCGUGCGUACGGGAAAAGCAGGUCGAAUCCCUAGCGCGGGGCGGCGCGGAGGCGACAGCGAGAGCGCGCGGCGGGGAGGCGGCGGUGGCCGAGGGCGUGCGGCCGCGCCGGCGCCCGCUCCCAGGAGGUAGACAGCCCGCCUCUUCUUCCUCCGCACGGAACAGUGCCUCGCCGCGCCGCGACAGGACGGGAAGCCCUGGCGGCGCGCACUCGCCUCCGCCUCCGCCUCGUCCUGCCACCGCUCGCGGUGCUGCUCCUCUUCGCGCUCCUCGCCGUCGCGGUGGCGCGGGCACGCGGCCGCGGAUGGAGGAACCAUGAGGGGAGGAGGAGAGCAACCUCCGCCUGCCGUCUGAGCGCGGCGUGGCGGAUGACGCGGUGGCGGAGGACGACGCCGCCGAGGACACCAGAUGGGCCGUCCUCAUCGCCGGCUCCAACGGCUACUACAAGUACCGCCACCAGGUGAUUUUGCUCGCCCGCAACCCCUCGAAAACAAACCACGCUCUCGCCGCGCGGUUAAUCGUGGCGGCACGUAUGGUUUGGUUUGGUUCGGUUUGAUCCUUCGCGUGUGUGCGCUCUUCGUUCGGUUUGAUUUGGUUGGUUUCACGGGAUUGGUUCCAUCUCCACCAACGCGCGCAAUCGCCGCAGAAGUAGAAACCCUGAGCCGUUUCGUGUUGCCGCAAAUUCCAAACGUCUGUUAAAUCUCUCGUUAAUCUGAUUCAUGAUAAACGUAAUCCACAAUUAAUUUGAGAUUACUGCCGUGAAGAGAGAAUUCGUCGUGAAGAGAGAAUUCGGCGUGCAAAAUCACACGAAGCUGAAAAAAUUGGAGCAAAAUUGCAAUAACCACUGAGAGCAUAAUUGUCCUUUUCCUCUACAAGUAACACAGAUAAAACCGGCUGUUAGAAGCAGGGGCACAUGGCUGCUUCAGAUUCAAAAAGUAGGGGUAAAACUGCAAACUCUAAAAAAGUGGGGGUAAAACAGCAAUUGGCUUCGAAAUUGGGGUACAGAUGCAAUUGCCACAAUAAAAUAUUAUCCACAUAUGGCAGUGUUCGUUUCUAAAAAAAAUAAGAAAACCAUUAACGCAUAGUUAAUUAAUUUUUAAGUAUUAUAAAUUUGAAAAUUUUAUUUCAUAUUUUAAAUCAACUUUUAUAUAUAAAAUUUUCUCAUAGAAUGUACCUACUUAAAACCAUGGUAAUAAAAAAUGAGGUAAAAUUUAUAUCUUAACGAGAAAAAAAAAUUAGAUUCAUAUUACUAUCAAACUUACGUAAUGAACUACCAGUGAUUCUUUGAGAUUACGACAGAAUAUCGCUGUAUCAGUUCACCUCCCUAACCUUUGCCUCUCACUCACACAAAGUGCAAACCAUAUUUUCGUCGGUCUACUUCUGGGAAUUCGUUGUGAGCGUGCGUCGCAACCAACCGUUUCUCACAACAGCAACCACUCACCGAACGAACCCGGCCCCUGGGCCCCACCGUUGCAGCCCAACCACACACCGACCCCACCUCAUCCCUGGCCCCACAUGUCAUCCACCCAAAUCACCCACUUGGGUCGGGGUGGGUCCCACCACAUCUCUCUCUCUCCCUGGCUCUGAUUAAUUUCUCCCCAACCCCACUCACUCGCCGCGUCGGCGACCACCACCACUCGAGCUCUAAAUGGCAGCCGCCACUAGAUCUCGCCACCAUCACCGACGACGGCGACCUCACCGCCGCCGGGGAUGAAGCGCCGCCACCUCCCGCCCGUCCUCGUCCUCCUCCUCCUCUCAAUCCUCUCCCUCUCCUUCCGCCGCCGCCUCCUCGUGCUGCAGGGCCCCCCGUCGUCGUCGUCGUCGUCCCGCCACCCCGUCGGUGACCCCCUCCUCCGCCGCCUCGCGGCCGACGAUGGCGCCGGAUCCAGCCAGAUCCUCGCCGAGGCCGCCGCGCUGUUCGCCAACGCGUCGAUCUCGACGUUCCCCAGCCUCGGCAACCACCACCGGCUGCUCUACCUCCGCAUGCCGUACGCCUUCUCCCCGCGCGCCCCGCCGCGGCCCAAGACCGUCGCCCGCCUCCGCGUCCCGGUCGACGCGCUCCCCCCCGACGGGAAGCUCCUCGCCUCGUUCAGGGCAUCGCUCGGGUCGUUCCUCGCCGGCCGCCGCCGCCGCGGCCGCGGGGGGAAUGUGGCCGGCGUGAUGCGCGACCUCGCGGGGGUCCUCGGCCGCCGGUACCGGACCUGCGCCGUGGUCGGGAACAGCGGCGUGCUCCUCGGCUCCGGCCGUGGCCCGCAGAUCGACGCGCACGACCUCGUCAUCCGCCUCAACAACGCGCGCGUCGCCGGGUUCGCCGCGGACGUCGGCGUCAAGACCUCCCUCUCCUUCGUCAACUCCAACAUCCUCCACAUCUGCGCCGCCCGCAACGCCAUCACCCGCGCCGCCUGCGGCUGCCACCCGUACGGCGGCGAGGUGCCCAUGGCGAUGUACGUCUGCCAGCCCGCCCACCUCCUCGACGCGCUCAUCUGCAACGCCACCGCCACGCCGUCCUCCCCGUUCCCGCUCCUCGUCACCGACGCGCGCCUCGACGCGCUGUGCGCGCGCAUCGCCAAGUACUACUCGCUGAGGCGGUUCGUCUCCGCCACCGGCGAGCCGGCGGCGAACUGGACGCGGAGGCACGACGAGAGGUACUUCCACUACUCGUCGGGGAUGCAGGCGGUGGUGAUGGCGCUCGGCGUCUGCGACGAGGUGAGCCUCUUCGGCUUCGGCAAGUCGCCCGGCGCCAAGCACCAUUACCACACCAACCAGAAGAAGGAGCUGGACCUGCACGACUACGAGGCGGAGUACGACUUCUACGGCGACCUCCAGGCGCGGCCGGCGGCGGUGCCCUUCCUCGACGACGCCCACGGCUUCACCGUGCCGCCGGUGAGGUUGCACUGGUGACGGUGACCCCGACGUGGGUGUAUGUGUAGCUGCUGCUGAAUUUUGUUGUAAAAUUGAAACUGAUUUCAUAUUCGAUACGUAGAAUCCCAUUGUAAUUUGUAAAUCAGGGGGAAUGGGAGGAGAUACGGACACAAGAUGUGUGUCAGAUUUGGGAGCUUUGUAAGGAGAAAUGUAGCUCAAUUUUGUUGUGAAUUUAUUCGAACCAUUGCAGUGAACUUGUUGAUCAUGGAAGCGCUUAUUGAUUGUGAA
Oryza sativa Japonica Group (Japanese rice) is the source of this 3153-nucleotide messenger RNA. The record is from RefSeq and is a predicted model, not a curated record. Lineage: Eukaryota; Viridiplantae; Streptophyta; Magnoliopsida; Poales; Poaceae.